This is a messenger RNA of Ustilago hordei, 5625 nucleotides long. Its product is annotated as putative Mediator of RNA polymerase II transcription subunit 12. Gene Ontology annotation, cellular component: mediator complex. The transcript has a single exon. Gene Ontology annotation, biological process: regulation of transcription by RNA polymerase II. The coding region runs from base 1 to 5625 and encodes 1874 amino acids. The record is from RefSeq and is a predicted model, not a curated record. Lineage: Eukaryota; Fungi; Basidiomycota; Ustilaginomycetes; Ustilaginales; Ustilaginaceae. Gene Ontology annotation, molecular function: transcription coregulator activity.
AUGACAUCGAUGCAGUCGUCGUUGCUGCGUGGCGGCAAUGGCCCAACCAUGCCGUCGCCUAAGCGAGCUAAGCUGGACGAUGCGCAGCUACCGGAGGCGUAUCAGCAGCAACGUCCUCCGUGGAGGCCUCCUCUUCAUCCAGCAGCCGUCGGUGGCGACCUUCCGGACCUCUUCCCCACCAAGCCUUACCAGCCAGAGAAUGACAUGUCACAGGUCUCUGUGCGUAAGGGCUUUGCUGCCCACCCCUACGUUCGCAACGAGUCCUUCUCCGCUCACGAGAUGAUCUACACCCGACUCGCUUCACCUGAUACCAUCCAUUUGCUCUCCAGCUGCAUGGACGAGAUCCUGCAGCGUCGACGCGAGCUCGACAGAAACAAUGUGGCGCCCUCCCAGUACAGGCCUCCAUCACGUGUCACGCUCAACGAAGCUAAGCUCGCAAACUAUGUCAAGGAUCUCGCCGACCCUAGUGUGCCGCUGACUCGCCUCUCUAGAAGUGUACCUCACGGCUUCAGAGGAGAGAAGCUAUUCGAGAUGCUCUGGGCCGGCGGCGCUCUCCCCUCCGCCACAGCAGCAGGAGCGAAUGCCAACUACUUCAACCCUCGCAAUGCUCCUUCUACACAGCAGUUUCAAGCUCUCUCUUGCUCUGCAGCCUCGAUUUCAGCUCCCACUGCACCAAGAAAGAGCGUUGACAUCUCGCGUGCUGUCUGGUUUAUUCGCGCUCUCGGUGCAGCCGAGCUCUCCUCCUUGCGAAACAAGUCAGCUGCCACCAUCGUCCCUGAGAUCACCUCCAACCUUUGCACUUGGAUGGCUAAGCAAGUCGCCGAGCUCAAUCUCAUUCAAGCCGCUGAAUCUUCAUCUACUGCUGCUGCUGCUGCUGCUGCUGCUGCUGCCUCUCCGGCUCCCCUUUCGCCCUCGCCGCAUCUCUCUCGAACCUUCGGUGCCGGCCCUUCAUCCCUCUCACGAUCUAUGGCAGCUGCUCAUUUUGCAGCACCAACACCCCCCCAUCCCAACCCGGCCUCGUCUCCAUCCCCUGCACCGGCCAAACAAGUUUGCACCGUGCUGCAGAACCCAGUCGACCAAGAACGCUGGACUGCAAAGUGGUCUUACAGCUUGUCGCUGGCACGUCACUUGCAUGCACAGCAUCUCCUCGACCCCUCCCUUCUCGUUCGCUGGAUCGUUGACGCCUUUGCUGCUUCCAAUCUCGUCCAGCUUCCCUUUCUCGUGGAGCUAGUCCAGGAAGUGCUCCUCUUGAUCUUGCGGCGGCGUUGCUUUGUCAAGCCUUUCCUCACAGCGUUGCUCGUCCAAAUUCCCAGCCUUGAUGCCCGUCUCGAUCGUGCAGCCGCUGGUGGUUUGCGCAACAAGCUCAUGCUUCUUCUCCGCAUCGUCUGCGAGACCUGCCCUGAUCUGCUCAUCAGUCCUCGACUGUGGUUCGAGCAUGCUGGUACUCUGGCGCAGCUCCUCAACCAGCUCAACGCAGAGACUGAAGCGGACGCUGUAGGCACAACCGUUGCCACUCAGCUCAGCGACUAUGUCGAGCGUACCGUCAAGCCUAGAGUGGAAAGACUUCUUUUGCAAUCUCAACGUCGCAGUACUGAUGAUGCCCACCAUACCACCUCGACCCCGUCUCCGGCAUCGCCGACUCUGCAACAACACAUGGACAUUCAUGCGCUCGACUCUUUCGACAUGAAGACCGUCGAUCGUGUCUUUUUGCAGAACGGUCCACCUGGUAAGAGUCCCGCCAAAUACACCCGAGACGACGCUUUCUGGGCACCAAGAGUCGAAACCAUCCUCACCUGGGCUUGCACCGACCGGCGCAUAGGUGUAGCGCGUCAGUAUCUUGCAGCCACCUUGAUUGAAAAGAUCCGCUUUGGUGUCUCGUGGCAAGAGACCAGUGAAGGUAGCGACCAACUCUCGCUCCCUGCCUUUGAUUUCGAGCACCACGCCAAAAAGACGCGCAAGAUCAAUGUCGAGCCUAUGCUGAUCAAGUGGCUCGGCGAUGUCGAAGCGACUCUGAACAUGGGCACCGACAACUCUCCUUCCGAGUUGCGCGCAGGCUUGUUGGCGACCAUCGAGCUGUCUUCCAUCGUUGUACUCACUGGCGAGCUGGCCAGGAGAGGUGUCUUUUCAUACACAAAGUAUCUUCAGAGGCUCAUUGCACGUGGGAUGACCACCGCUCCAUCAAGCAGCAAGGAGGACGACAACGAAGCUGCUGCGUUGGCAUCUGCUCCUCCUCCUGCCCUCGGCUCUGCAGCUUCACGCGAUUCUCUCCAUUUGCGGCUUUUGCGAUCCUUACCGCUGUAUGACCAGCCCGCCUCGGUCUAUCAACAGCGAAGGCAAGCUAUCUACGGAGACCGCACCAAGGAGACGUACGAAGACGCGGCACAACGCCGUGCUCUGCGUCAAUUGCAAUCUUUCCUACCUUUCGCAUUUGCAGAAACUCCUGACUCUGGCAUCGAGAUUCCAGCGAUAGCAACCAUGUGCACCUCCGCCGCUCCGCCGUCAUCAGGCGACAUCGAUGACACUAACCCCAAUGAAGCCCUCUCGCGCCUAUGGUCCGCAUCACGCUAUGUACGGUGCAAGAUCUUCCGCACCGACCUAGUUCCUGCCGUGUCGGCACGCAUCGACUAUCUCAACGGCGAACAGCUUUCGCGGAUCGCAGCCGUCCUUGUCAUGGGCGAUGAUUUCGAGAGUUUGGCUCAGCUUCUGGCUACGCUUCUUUUACGUCCGCUCUCCGACAGUCUGGCGCGUGCUACGUUCAACCUGGUCAUCGAACAUAGCCUUGUCUGGAGAUCCAUGGACAUCAUGGGCACCCUCAAUCAGCUUGUGCGGCAGCAGCUCAAUCAUUCCAGCUCGAUCCGUAAUGACAGGCAGGCGGUGAUGGCUUCGACUACGUUGCUGCGACUUCGUACCUUGAUCGAAGGUAUUCCAAGCCGAAUGCAUGCUCCUGUGCCUGAGUUAGCAUCCGAACGCGAUGCUAUUCAACAACACGUACGUGCAUUGCGGCCAAAUGUCGAUGUCCUGCUGGACAGAUUUGCGCAAAAGCUGCAGCAGCAGCAUGCUUCCAGCGAAGUGGGUCAGAACAGUGCUGCCACGCCCGCUGCUGAAGGCUCGGACAUCCUGACACCCUUCCGCAGCCUCUUUUUGCAGCCCGAUGCAACGAGCGACGAGAUCAUCGAAGGGACUAUCGUUGAAGGCGUGCUCGAGCGUCCCAACGAGACCCUCAUUCCUGCAGCCGUGCGUUUGAUCGAUCAGCUCUACCUUGAAGCAUCGCUCGAGAUUGAUGAGCGACAUGCACGCUGGCUUGCUCACCUUGCCAACAGCAUGCAACAACACAUGCAUGCCGAGUCGUCGGUGAAAGCGUUGCUGGGCUUGUUGACUCGACUCAUCGCCCACGGCACGCUCAACUUGCAGCUUGCCAUGGACACCUUCCUGCUGCCCUACUUGCUCUCCUUGGUCAGAAGAAUGACUGAUCCGGCUACGCGCAAUGCCGAAUCUGCUUUUCAUCUUGUCGCCGUGGUAGGAAGUUUGGGACAGAUGUUCGCCAGCAGUCUCGACGAUGUCUCCAACCCGACUCUAUCCUACGAAGACGCGCGUGCUUUUGGAGCACAAGCCAAGCUUCUCUUUGCUCAAGUCAAUUUGCCUUUGCUUCUGCGCACGGCAUCGUGCUUGAUUUGUGCCUCGGACGAGUGGUCACCGAUGGAAGCCUCAGACAAGGCUCAAAUCGAGAGCUUCUGGAAGUCUCUGCUUCGUUCUGAGCCAAUGCAGAUUGCGUUUCGUCAAGAUGCUCGAACGUGCAUGCUCACCAUUCGCGAUACGUGCAAGUCGAUGUGGGGCUGCAACCCAUCUCGUGUAAUGGACAUUGCUAUGGCAUGUUUGCAUUCGAACAGCUUGUUGCUCCGCGAUGUCGGCAGCAUCGAUGCUGCUUCGGUUCGAGCAAGACUUGACGGUUGGGAUACAGCUGUGGUGGCCAACGAGCUGGUCGAGAUCUUUGAGCGUCUUCAGCUUGUCGAAUCUAGCUUCCAGUCGAGAGCUGAUAGUAAGACUAGGGCUCUGGCGUCGGGCAUCUUUGAUGAUCUUUUCGUGAGAUUGCCUGAUAUUGGGGCACAGUUGAUGCGCGAUUGCCAGUCAAGUGGUCUCAUCUCGCGCUUUACGGAUAUUGGAAUUAAGAUUCUGUCUGACAAGGUCAAGGCAGGUGCUGAUGCGGUGCGCACUUGGUCCAAGGCUAUGGCGGAUGAUGCAGGGGUAGAAGCAAAAGCGGACGUCCAGGACGCAACACCAACGCAGAAUACCGUGUCAAAGGGUAGCAGUGGUGAAGGGAUCGUCGCAGCUGACGAGCGACUGCCAGAAAGCCAAGUCGAAUUCACCAUGCGAUCCGUUCUGCACAUGUGUGAACAGCAAGAUAGUUUCAUCUUUAACGCUACUGAUGCAGACUCGUGUGGACAGCUUUUGGUUCAUGUGAUUGCUUCUCUCGAAGCUGCCGUAGCCAGCUCCACUAAAAUUGGCUCGACGGGUGAUGACGGCCUGGCAACUCGACUCUCUGCAUUACUGGACAGCAGGCUCACAUUGCAGCUAUUGCAUCUUGUCAUGCGAUUCGGAUGUCUCUGGAACGGAUCGAUGAAAGCUACUGCUCUACGCCUAGUCAAAGCCUUACUGGAAUUGACUCGUCAAGCGGGCGCGAGAGCCGAAUGCGGUCGUCAAUUCGUACUGCUACUCGAUUCAGUCAGUUUUGUGCUGGAUGAAUUGCCACCACAAUUACUCAGUGCUUGCAUCCCGGACCUGGAGACACAGUUGCAACAGGUGGAUUUGGCAACUUCGGAACGGACGGAAAAGCUGCAGCAUCUUUCUUUUAUGCUAGAUAAUCCUGCAAGGCCGGCUGGAUGGUUUGUAGCAUCGAGUGCACGAGCUGCAGUGAAAAGAGGUUGGUUUACUCCGGCUGGAUUGAAUCCUUGGGACUGUGCCGAGUAUUUAGAUAUCAAUGCUGCUGGUGCGCAUACAACUCAAACAGGCAAAGCUUUGGGGCAAAUGCAAGCUCGGAACCUCUCCAACCCAACAGCCACAGCAAUGGUAGGGGAUGCCUUUUCCCAAACGAAUCCAGUCUUGCCAAGCGCAAGAUCAGGAUGGCCUGACAAACUAACACUCAACACAGCCAUCCCUCUGUGCAUGCUUGGAGUUGGUGUCACACGGGAUUUGGUGCCUCACCAUGCAUCUCGCCUUGCUGCUUCACCCACGGGCCUCAGCGAUUCUUGCACCACGCCUUGCCUCGCUGCAAGCACUGAAGAGGAGCGGUGUCGACGACUACCGAUAUCUGUCGAAUCGGAACGAUCCUACGGUUCUAGAAUAGCUGGCGAACCGAUUUUCUCUCGUCAUCUUCGACGUGGUUUACUCCCCCACCCAACUCUGCCCUCACUGCACAAAGGAAAAGCGCCAACGACAAAUGCAAACGUCGCCCAUGGUGUACCACUGAAACGCGGAGAAGAACCAAGGGCCAGAAUGUCAGAAGAAGCAAUUCCGGUGAUUGAUCUAACCUACGACGAUCUUGCUGGAGCCGAGCAUUUCCAGCCGAGCGCUGCUAGGCGAUCUGGAAGGGGAGCAAGUUGGAAAAGAAGCAUGUCUCAGCGCGAUUGA